UGUGACAAGUGAUGUUUUGACGUAAACGUAAAUUUAGAGGUUAUAUAAAAUAGGACUUGUUUUGUGCUUAUUUCUUGCUUAUAUAAUACACAUUACAAUUUUAAUUGUUAAAUCUUAUGAGUGUACUGAAAAUCUGAUUCAAUGAGAAUAGGCUGGGUGCACAAGUUGGUAAACAAAUGGCCGGGCAAAAGUAUAUUUGGAAUGUAUAGAUUCCUGCCAAUGUUUUUCGUACUUGGAGCUGCUUUGGAGUUUUCUAUGAUUAACUGGAAGGUUGGGGAAGUUAAUUUUUAUAACACGUUCAAGAGACGUCAAGCUCACGAAAUAGUUGAAGAAAAGAUAAAGAAAUACACAGUUGCAUAAGAUGCCGGCCGGAGUGACUUGGGGUCAGUACAUUGCCUUUUCAUCGGCGGCUAUGCUGUCUAUGCUAGCAGGAUCGCAGAUUGUACAUCAGUACUACAAACCAUUACGGGAUCUAAAUGAGUACAUUAACAAGGAGCUUAGGAGCCUGCCGGAUAAUGUUCAAGUUAAAAUUAGACAAGAAUUGCAGGAUGAAGGUAUAUUAAAUAAAACUUAGGAGUUAUAUUAUUUAUCAUGUGUAAGUAAAUAAAAUUGUUAAUCACAA
This is a messenger RNA of Helicoverpa zea (corn earworm), 622 nucleotides long. RefSeq names its product small integral membrane protein 4 (gene sloth1). The transcript has a single exon. NCBI's taxonomy places the organism in Eukaryota, Metazoa, Arthropoda, Insecta, Lepidoptera, Noctuidae. The coding region runs from base 142 to 360 and encodes 72 amino acids. The record is from RefSeq and is a predicted model, not a curated record.